Messenger RNA from Patella vulgata (common limpet), 3989 nucleotides. Its product is annotated as mucin-2. Bases 182 to 1504 code for a protein of 440 amino acids. The record is from RefSeq and is a predicted model, not a curated record. The transcript has 4 exons. NCBI's taxonomy places the organism in Eukaryota, Metazoa, Mollusca, Gastropoda, Patellidae.
AUUAAUUAAAGAAAAGGGGGCGGAGCAUACCGAUGUUGUCACAUAUAGGCCACAAACAAUAUCCUGUUAAGAUAAAGAUCGUACGGACUACUUUCGACAAAGACAAACCAGUGUUAUCUAUUUGGGAAAAUAAGAAGACUUAUUUAUGUUUGGUCACUGACAUCAAUAUAGCAAAGUAAUAAUGCGGUUAACAGUUUUGGUGUCAUUGCUGUCACUUCAAAUCUUCACCAAUGGAGAUAGUGGCGUGGAUCAAAUGCACCAGACAGGAAAUUCUUCGCAUCCAGCACCAAACUCAUCAACUUUGCAAGCAGUGACACCUACACCAGCACCAAUAAAUCCAGCUUCGCAGCCAGUGACAUCUACGCCAUCACCAAGCCGUUCAACUUCAUUUUCAGUGACAUCUACACCAACACCAAGCCGUUCAACUUCGCUUCCAGUGACAUCUACGCCAGCACCAAAAACUUCAACUUCACAACCAGUGACAUCUACACCGUCACCAAUCCGUUCAACUUCUCUUCCAGUGACAUCUACGCCAGCACCAAAAACUUCGCAACCAGUGACAUCUACGCCAGCACCAUUCACUUCAGCUUCACAUCCAUCUACGUCAGCACCAAACCCUUCAACUUCACAACCAGCGACAUUCACGCCAGCACCAACCUCUCCAGCUUUGCAUCCAGCUACAUCCACGCUAGCACCAAAAACUUCAACUUCGCAACCAGUCACAUCUACGCCAGCACCAUCCACUUCAGCUUCGCAUCCAGUAACAUCUACGUCAGCUCCAAAAACUUCAACUUCGCAACCAGGGACAUCCACACCAACGCCACCCACUUCAGCUUCGCACCCAGUGACAUCUACGUCAGCUCCCAAAACUUCAACUGUACAACCAGUGACGUUUACGUCAGCACCAUCCACGUCAGCUUCGCAUCCGGUGACAUCUACGUCAGCUCCAAAUUCUUCAACUGUACAACCAGUGACGUCAACGUCAGCACAAACUCGUUCAACUUUGCAUCCAGUGACAUCAACGCCAGUACCAACCUCUCCAGCUCCGUCUCCUGUGGCAUCUACGCUAGCCCCAAAACCAUCAACUUCUCAUCCAGUGACAUCUACGCCACGACCAACCCCUUCAGCUUCGCAAUCCGUCACCUCUAUGCCAGCACCAACCUCUCCAGCUUCGCAUUCAGCGAAAUCCACAUCAGUACCAACUUCUCCAGGACCUUCAUCAGAAGCAUCUCCACCAACACGUUCUGAUUCCUCGAGUAAUUCAGAUACUACAAAAAUAAUUGUUCCUGUUGUCGUGACAUGUGUUACGUUGUUCUGCAUCACGACCAUCGUUGUUAUCGUAGUUCUAAAAAGACGAAGAAGUGUCCUCUUAUUUCGGUUCCAGAUGAGACGUCUGCGUGUAGAUAACGAUGAAAUGAUAUUAGUUGGAGAUGGUGAUAACUUUGAUGAUGGUGGAGACCCGAGUUUCAGCAAUCCACUUUACAGAAAAUUAACGGUUGAUUAAACACCAUUAAAUGGAACAAUAUUUAAAACAAUAGUGCCUUUUAUGAUACAUUAAUUUUACUACUUGUACUAACGGUCGGAUUAAGGUAGCGGCUUUGGGGACUGCAAUCUGUGGACUUCAGUCUGUCGAAGGGCCUCCAGAGGUUAUGCUGGAGGUUAUUUCAUCGGAACGGGAGAUUAUUUGAAACAAGAGUGCCUUACAUCAUACAUUUAGUUCGUGUACUAACUGCCGAUUAAGGCAGUAGGUUGACGGACUGUAGGCCACCUAAUGUUAAAUGUUGUUACAUUUGUGGAUGAUUAAGUACCCUUAUAUGUUAGUGUUUAAAAUAGGGUUCUUUUAAUAUACUGUAUAUAUGUAGUAAACACUGUACGAUAAAAAGAGCUCUGUACUGUAUACCAUGGACUGCCGAUGGGUAAAAAGUUUCAUUCAUACAGAUAUCGCCCGAGGUAAUGGUAAUACAUGUAUGUAGUAGUUAUUAGCACACUUUCCGAGGUGUAUCGGUGAAUAUCAGGACAGUUUUGGUCGAGGGGCCCAGCCGAGCCGACCAAAACUGUCCUGAUAUUCACCGAUACACUGAGGAAAGGUGCUAAUAAGUUACUUACAUCACAUUUCUAUCGAGUAUUGUGAAGCAAAAUGUGAAAAAUAGUAUUUAUUAUCGAGUCGUUUCAACCGAAAAGUGACAAAUACUUUCUGUUCUUUCAUUAUUUAUCCCUUUCUGAGCCUCACGUUACAUUUCAUGGUAGAAUGAUUUCGCAGUGGAGAGACGACCUGAGUAGUAUUUACACGUGCGUCUUGCUAUGAUACAAUCACGUGUUUGUUUAGACCAGAUCGUCAAAACAAUGUCUAUGGCGUAGAGGACUGCGAUAUUAUUAAAUGUAGUGUAAAGGAAAUUCGAAAUGUGGGUCAUUCCUGGUGAAAGUAUGCAUCGGCGGAUGGUUCUUCCGUUGAAAUUUAUUUGUAAUAAAGUUUAUGACUUUCUAGGCUUUUUUUUUCAUCCUGCUUAUUUUCAAUGCCUGUGAAGUGUCCAGCAAGAGAACUGCGCCUUCUAUCAUCACAAUUAAUUAAAAUAAUUAUUCAAUAUUCUAAUUUAUAUAUUUUGCAUAUUAAUAUAAAUCAAACCAAAUUAUGAAAUAGAUGCCAAUUGGUAUGUAUAAUAAUUGAUUUUUGUAAUAUGUUGUUAUGUUAAUUUAAUGUCAUUGUAUAUGUUUUUGAACUGCCAUGUAGUUCCCCCCAUUUUGUUUUGUUACUAUGAAUUUGACUAGUUGUUUCAUGUACAUCGGUUAGAGCCUGGUUAUCAAUUGCGAUCUGAGUCGGACUAAACGUCCGCUAUUUGUUGCUUGAUAGAUAUCUAAAACGGUAUAAAAGUAUCCGUGUAUCAGAAAUGAUCAGUACAUUUCUGAUACACGGAUACUUUUAAGCAUGUAUUGCAAUUAAACAGGACAGUUUUAUCAAAGGUUGCCAUGGCAACGAGUAGAAGUGGGAUGUAAAUGUACGUACACGUACAAACCCAUUUCCUAAACUAAACAUUAUAAAUGGUAGUGUUUCAUAAACUAUGCUCAUCUUUUAAUGUGCAAUGUUUCAAGUGCAAUUUGUGUGUAUAUACGUGUUUCAUUUUUUGUGUGCAUGUGUACAUAUUUCACGGGUACUGUGUGUGUGGUGUACAUGUUUAAAUUAUUUGUGUAUACAUGUUUAAUUUAUGUUUAUGUACCAUGUUUAAAGGAGCUAAGUCGCUAAUAUUUGGGACCUAGAAAUUGACACAAAUGGGUCGCAACGCAUACAAUAAUGUAAUAUGAAUGUAUAUAAAUUGAUUUACAUUCAAUCGUUUCUGUUUUACUGUAAUUUCUAAUCAGUUAGGUUCGGCGAAAUACGCCAGUAUUCUCAAUCGAAUUUCAAUCUCUAGCGUCUGGUUUUUCCAGUCUACGCCGAUAUAUAGUAUUUAUUGGGUAUGCUCUCCAGAUAAGAAUAUAGCGUCAUCGUUUCACAUGACUUGUGGAAUAUGCCUAGACUCGUUUUUCGAGUCCCUUAUUACAAGUAGCACUGAAACGCAUUAUGGUAAACGAUUCGUGUACCAAAAUUGUAAAAUGUUUAUUUUGUCUUAAAUAUUGGAUAUCAGAAGGCCAUCUUUUCCCGGUAAGAUCACAACAUCAAUAUUGAUUUAAAGCCACAAAUAAAUCGUGUUUUCAAUGUCGAAGAUUUUGGAUGAUAUUGAGUUAGAGACUUAGCUACUUUAAAUUUGUGUUUAUAUGUUUCAAUCUGAAUAUGUUUAAUGCUCAUCUGUUUAUAAAGAUCAAUGUUAUCGUGUAUGUAGUUAAAUGCUUUUAUAUUAGCUGACAUUGAAGGUGUUAUUAAACUGAAUGAGUAAUGUAUACAAACCUAUCUGAAUAUUUUAAUAGACCUGCUGUGUAAUUUGUAAUUAAUGUAUAGCGUGCUACGCGAAGAUGUAAAUGGUCAUUGUACGUAAUUUAUAUAAAUGGACACAAUAAUA